Molecule: messenger RNA, 5751 nt
Organism: Cutaneotrichosporon oleaginosum
Lineage: Eukaryota; Fungi; Basidiomycota; Tremellomycetes; Trichosporonales; Trichosporonaceae
Biological process (GO): regulation of gene expression; establishment of mitotic sister chromatid cohesion; replication-born double-strand break repair via sister chromatid exchange
Cellular component (GO): Scc2-Scc4 cohesin loading complex
Molecular function (GO): chromatin binding
Source: RefSeq, a predicted model, not a curated record
UCUCGACCUCCACUUUGCACCUCUUCCGCGCGUUCCGCCCGUCUCACGCUCCGCGCGUCCGCUCUCGUUCAUUCAUUCCCACUCUCCGGUCAUCUCGCCCGCCCUUUCGCAUCUCGCAUCAUCUCUCAAUCGAUCAAUCUCAUGCUCGGAUAGCGGAUCGCCCCUCUCACACACUUGGUAGACAUGUCGCAACCACCGCCGCGCCGUCACAACGACGGCAACCCCUUCCCCGGCUGGGCAAACGGCUCCCAAAUUGCCCCCAAUCCCACUCUCAAUGACCCCCCUUUGCCUCGAUACGAUGAUCCUGCAUCUCUCUUGAGCAUGGUUCCUUUCGCCCACUACACCCCAACAGCAAGAGUCACUGAGCAUUUCUCCCCUCACACCGUCAGCUACACUCCGCCUACCUCGGCUGUCUCGGUCUACCCUCAGCACGCGCACGCCUUCCAGACGCUGGAGCAGCCGCAGACAGCCCAGGACUGGCAGCUCCGCCAAGCUGCCGAGGCGCGCAUUCUCGCAGCCCUCCAGACAGGGGCAAGUUACGGCAAUAUGCCAUACGCUGCUUCUCAGAGCAUGAAUGGCGCCUCUUUCCAACCUCAGCUCACCUCGUCCUCACCUCUGCCAUAUGCCUUCCUUCCCCAGACACCUCGGUCCAACCGAACCGCAACCCUGCCACCAACCCCCUCCUCGGCUGCCCCUUCAUCUGUUCCCUCCCCAGCACCCUCAGCUGGAGAAUACUUUGAGCAGAUGCUCGAUCAUCAACUUCGUCUGGCUACACCAACACCAUCCUCACGCGCCUCCGUUGCCGCACCGACGCCGUCUCGCCGCGCCGCGCAGUCACCGGAUCCUCUCAACAUAAGAUCCGAGGGACCUUCGCCAACCAAGAAAGCUCGCAAGAGCGCACAUCCGUCGCCUACCCGCCAGCCGUCCUUUGAGAUACAUCCGCCACGGCUCACAGAGGCACAAAAGGGCAUGUACACGUCGAUCGCGCCUUCCAGCAUAUCUGGCCCUGCGCACUCGACUACAUCCAUGCGGUCCACCCCGGCGACGAGGAAUGACGAUUCUGAGGAAGAAGACAUAGAUUGGGGCCAGCCAAAGGCUGAAAUCGAUGUAGACUGGCAAAUGGGGCAGGAGCACGCGGCCAAGUUUGAAGCCUCUUCGCACAGAACUGUCGCGCGCACAGGUGACAAGGAUCAGCGAUCCCUGUUUCAGAAAGUUCAGAGCCUUCUGGAGGACAUUUUCGAAGAGUCGGACGGCUUCAGCGCUGCUCCUUCGCUUGAACAGGUGAACAGCUCGCAUUACUUUUACGGUCUUAGUGCCAACGGCGAGCAUCCGUUGCUGUCGUCAGAGUGCGUCGACAAACUGGUUAAGAACUUCGCACGCCUCCGCAAGUCAAAUCGCUCAAGACAAACCAGGGCUGAGACGCUGUCACUCGACGCCGACCUCCUUGGACGCCUGCUUCGCAUCUUAGAGCGCUCCAUGCAGGAUGGACAGGACCUCGAUCCCUUCCCCGAUAACGGUCGGCGCACGGUUAUCGAGAACGCAUCGCCCGUCAAGGGCGCCAAAGGGCGAAAGGGGAAGAAGGCGACGAGCAAUGGGCCUGAGCCUUCUCCGGAGCUUGAGGUCUCUGAAGAGGAGAAGAAUACUGGCGAGAGGACACUUGCCACACUGUCCAACGCAGCUGCGGCAGCCUUGUGCUGUCUUGUCGUCCUCAGAACACCGGGCGUUCCGAAGGAGCUCUACUCGGAGGACCUGCUCACGAAAGCCAUCACUACAGUUCGCAGCCAGAUGGCGGGUGUGCUAUUCCCCGUAAUUGAAGGUCUCGCUGGUGACAAGAUCCGCUCGAACUACCUCGCGUGGAUUGUCACUGACGAAGCCUCAGCAGCCGCAAAGGGCAAAUCGAAGAAGGAUACGGCAUCCUUCAACAACCCCUUCCUGUCCUCCAUUGCCCACUUCACGAGCGCAGCAGUCCCGCACAUCACUGGACUCAUCAAUAAGCACAACGUGACUUUCGGCGAGCAACUGAUCAUCAACGCUGUCUAUCUUGCUCUCGGACCCGUCUUCGUUCAUGAACCGGCUCGUCGCGGCAAGGCCAAAGCCCCAGGUACAGCGACAUGGGCACUCAUGAAGACCUUGCGCACCGACGCGCUGGGAUGUCUCCGUGUCAUCUUUGCCAAGUAUGAGAACCAGCGGCAGUGGAUCCUCCAAGAGAUCAUUGAUGGUUUGGGCAAGAGCAUCGAUUCGGGAUCGACCAACACUCGCUACCAGCUCGCUGACGGAACGUCCAUCAACAUCCUGAGCGCACUCUUCCUGCAAUUAGUUCAGGCAUUCUCUUUUGGCGUCGGUCCCGCCAUCCGUAAACUGCGUUCUCGCAAUAUCGACAUCGAAACGGGCGAACCUCAGAAUGCAGAGGCAGUCGCAGAAGAGGAGUCAAGGAUGUGCCUUGGGGUGGUGGAGAAGGUGGGAGGCUACAUGAAGUUUGUGGUGAGCGUCUUGGUUCGCAAAGCAAUUGCCACCAAAACUAGUCGUGGCGAGAAGGAGACCGACUAUUCAGUCGUCCUAUCGGCGCUCGUCAGCGAUCUGAUCACCGUCAUUUACCGUCCGGAGUGGCCAACAGCUGCGCUGUUUCUAUCUGUCCUACUGAAAACAUUGCUCGAAGAACCUGGCAAGAUUAAGGGUGCCUUUGAAGCCAAUGCAGCUCGUGGCCUCGCCCUUGACUACUUGGGUGACAUUGCCGCGAAGAUUCACUCUCUGGAGAUGGAGAUGAACCGUAAGACCGUCAUCCCGAGCUUCAACGAUGUCCUGCAAGACGUGAAUGUCGAUGGCCUUGCCAAACUUUUCGCCGCACACCAGACUGUCCAGUCAUAUCUGACUGCCGCCUCACGGGAGGAUGGCAUGCUUGUUACUGCAGGCGAGAUGACACGAAUUCUGUGGGCCAACGACAUCUCAAAGGCGUCGCAACGUGCAACCUCGCUUUUGGAACGCUUUGCUGCCGAGCCGGACGAGGCAGCGUCGGCAGAGAAGGUCAAGUCUAUCAUUGAAUCUCUCCACGUGGCCGCGCACGACGUGUGGAGUGGGGAGGCAGGAAACGUCUUUGACCCCGGGUCGAAUCAGCUGGAAGAGGCCAUCGAAACGUCCCUCGCACUUUCCCGCUGUAAUCCUUUACAGGAGGCAUUCAAGCAACUUCUUUACGAGCUCACCAAGUACAUGGACUCCAGCGUGGUCUCGCAUCGUUCCAAGGCUUUGCGUGGCCUCACUCAGGUCGUGGUAGCGGACCCCGAGAUCCUUGCGGACGCAAACGUACGGGUUGCGAUCGAGGACAGGUUGAACGACGCCUCAACCUCUGUCCGCGACGUCGCUGUCGACCUCAUUGGCAAGUAUGUCGUGCAGCGCUCUGAACUUGCCGUCCAGUAUUUCCCGCUGCUCGCGGCACGUGUCACCGACACUGGCCUACUUGUGCGCAAACGUGUCGUCAAGAUGCUGCGUGACAUGUUUUCGACUACAGACGACAGCAAGCUCGGGAUCGACAUUUGCUGCAAGCUGGUGGUUGCGACCCAGGAUGAGGACGACGGCAUCAAGGACCUUGGUAUCAAGUCUCUCACGGAUAUUUUGUACCCGUCCACGGGCUUCGUUGCAGCCGACACCGCUGCACUCUUAGUUGAGAUACUCCACAGGUUCGACGGGCCGACACUAUCUCUCGAGAAUGCAAUUCAAGGUGUGCACUCGGCGUGCAAAAAGAACGGCCACAGCAACUACUUUGGGGAGACUAUCGAUGCUUUGAUCAAUCGAAUGGUGGAUGCCACCGAGGACACCGAAUUUGACGCCGGGAGCCAUAUCCGCGCAAUCUUCCUCCUCAGUCAAGAUGAUCCAGCGCUGAUUGAUACCAACAAGGCAUCAGUUCUGUUGUCGUACCUGCGACCUCCCAGUAAUAUGGAGGAGCAAAAUACUCUUGACCAGAUCCUCCAGAUCUUCGUUAGAUCCAUCCCGUUCCUCCCUAAAGCGGCGUCAGCAUUUGCCAACGAGCUCACGACGGCGCUUCGUGGAAUGGUACAAAAGCCUGCGGGGGCACCUCACACGCUGCGCUGGACGGUGGCUUGUUACUGCGUCGUCACAAAGCACCUGACAAAAGCAUAUCUCGCCGUCUCAUCUCUGCUGAGAGGGUGUCACGACAAACUCAAGGCUGUGAAACUUGACGAGCGCAAUCCUCAAGUCAUGCGCCAGGUGUCUACAAUGUACUACAUUACGGCUCUGAUCGUCGAGAACAUUGACUUUGAUGCCAUCGCUCGGGACGACGACCAAAUCGCCAGAUCAAUCAAAGCAAUGAUGCCGCGCGCUCGCCCGCUGGCCGAACAUUUCUUCGACAUCUAUCUGGACUUCUCCUCAAAGGUUACCAAUCAACAGAUUCCCAUCCUGUGUCUGUCCGCCGUCUUUCGAUCAAACCCUCAACUUAUUCUAGACACGAAAGCUGGCGAUUGGAUGGCCAAGUCGUUCAAGUCGGGCAGCCCCGAUACCAAGUCCAAGUUGCUUGAGCUCAUCCACGACUUCCUCGUCUCGGAGUCGAAGCGACGUAUCGUAAAGGGCCCUGUCACAAAGGACAUCAAGGAUCUCAUCGGCGCUAACAACGAGAUUCACGACUCUGUCGUGUCGACAUCUCUGGUGCAGAGGACCAUUGAUUACGUCAAGGAGGCCGCAAUGUCACAUACACCCAGCCUUCAGCGGCAAGCAUUGAAUGUCCUCGAGUUCACUGUGAACCAGGGCCUGUACCAUCCCGUUAUGCUCAUGCCCGUCUUGAUUCCGUUGGAGGCGAGCGAGGACCAGGCACUGGCGGACAGCGCCCUGGUGCUGCACUCGACGCUUCACCUGAAGCACUCUACGCUUCUCAACGUGCAGCACCUGGACUUUGUCCGCGCGUCCUAUGACUAUCUGCGCGGUGUGUCGUCCGAGGUAUCAGGCGAGAGGCGCGGCGCAGCAGCUCUAGGCGGCUGGUAUGGGCUGCUGAGCGAUAAGCGAGCGUGGCGGCUCGAGUUCCUCCGAGCCCUCACGAAGGCCUUCGACUUUGACGUGGAGGCGAGCGAACCGAUUGACCCGCAAUUUGUCCUCUACGUGGCUGAGAACCUUUGCAUGCUUGACUACCAGCAACAGGAGGAACCUAUGCUUGUCGUCCAGGCGCUCAGUCAUGUUGUGCGCGACGGGGCCUCGACUGCCAACCACAUCGAGUUGGCGCAGGUCGCCGCGGCCGACAGCGACUCCAUUGCAGGCAAGAUGGCGAUUAUCUCAGAGAAACAGCAGUUCCCUGCUCUGCACCUCGCCAACGCCAGCUUGGUAGUCGGAAUCGCAUUGCUCACCAAGAAUCUCCUCCUGGAGGUGUACGGACUGACUGAGGACAAAUGCCUCAGGCUGGAGCGCGGCAAGAAGACGGCUUAUGCGGAAAAGGCCGUAGCGAGGAAGGAGCAAUAUCAGAAGAAUCUUAUACCACUCGACACGUCCCAGUACCUGCCACUCGCGCGAGAGGGCAUCGAGACUGUGGGUCAUUACCGGCUGCAGCAAGCAACGAUUCUGCAGCUCAUGAGGGAUGAUGGUGCGCUCGGGUGGAACGAUCCGUCGGCGAUGGCCCUCUAGGCGUCGGUGUGCGCCUGGAUGGCGAGUGUAGUUGUAGAUCACGAAUGUAUAUUAGUUGGGAUGUGCAUUGUAAGUAUGUGACGCUGAUCGACCGGGUGCGUCACUUGGGAUACAACAUACAUCGCUCUCGUCCUG